UCUACCCUAUGGGUAGCGGGUAUAAAAAGCUAGACGAUGUUGAGCUAGAUUAUCAGUCAAAGUUGGUUUCCCGAUAGAUAACUGCACAAUAUUCAAAAUGUUCAAAAUCUUGAUGAUCUGCGCUAUUGUCGGCCUGGCCGCAGCCUUCCCAGAGGGAACCCCUGAUGAAGUCAUCCUUCGCAGUGAGGAUGUGCGUCCAGAUGGCUUUGAGUCCAAACUGGAGCUCACUAAUGGUAUCAUUGAGCAGCGUUCAGGUGAUGAACACGGAAACGUCAAGGGUAGCUACAGCUUUGUCGCCCCCGAUGGGGAACAUGUUCUGAUCACCUAUGUGGCUGAUGAGAACGGUUACCAACCAUCUGGUGCUGUUCUGCCAACCCCCCCACCAAUUCCAGUGGAGAUCCAGAAGGCCCUUGAGUGGAUCGCUCUGCACCCUUAUGUUGAGAAGGAGGAGACCGAGACCGAGGAAGAGAAAGAGGAAUAAUCUUUCGGUUAUCUAACCGUUAGAUUCUAACUUAUUGGACGAUGAUGACGAUGAUCGAUUAAUAUUAAAGUUUUCCAUACUUGAAUCCUUAUUUUAUAAGUCUAUUCAAAUACAUACAGCAAAUUGCUAAUAGCAAAAAUA
Molecule: messenger RNA, 622 nt
Organism: Drosophila sulfurigaster albostrigata
Lineage: Eukaryota; Metazoa; Arthropoda; Insecta; Diptera; Drosophilidae
Product: larval cuticle protein 1-like
Exons: 3
Coding region: 98-481 (127 amino acids)
Cellular component (GO): chitin-based extracellular matrix
Molecular function (GO): structural constituent of chitin-based larval cuticle
Source: RefSeq, a predicted model, not a curated record